Papilio xuthus (Asian swallowtail) is the source of this 3860-nucleotide messenger RNA. RefSeq names its product peroxisomal biogenesis factor 1 (gene Pex1). The record is from RefSeq and is a predicted model, not a curated record. Gene Ontology annotation, cellular component: peroxisome; cytosol; peroxisomal membrane. Gene Ontology annotation, molecular function: ATP binding; ATP hydrolysis activity. The transcript is spliced from 13 exons. Lineage: Eukaryota; Metazoa; Arthropoda; Insecta; Lepidoptera; Papilionidae. Gene Ontology annotation, biological process: protein import into peroxisome matrix. Bases 214 to 3156 code for a protein of 980 amino acids.
UUUUCGUCUUUUAACACUACGAUUUUUUGUCAUUUUUGCAGGUUUGCUCUCAAGCUGUCAAUGUCAGAUCAUUGUCAUUAAUUUCCCUUUUGAGUUAUCGAGAUUAUUUACAAUAAAAGUUAUAUUGUAAAAACUUUUUGCGUUAGUUCGUGUAAGCCUAAUACUGUGUAAAUAUAAAGCGAAACAAAACUGUUACACGUCUUUGUGUUCAAUAUGUUAGGCGGUCUAAGGCUUAGAGUGUCGUAUACCUACGAGAGAUCUUGUUUUGCUUAUAUCAGUCCAAAGUACAGUACAAAUAAUGAACAGUCACAAUGUGUACAAGUUCUUAUAAAGGAGAAGCAGAUAUUCUUAUGGGUGGUAUUCAGUAGUAACAUCCCUGAGGGUUACAUCGCCUGUAAUCCUAUAUAUUGCAAGCUUGUAGGUCUGGAUGAAGGCAGUGAGGUUUUUGUCUCACCAUACAUGAAUAUUAAGAUUUUGGAUGAGUUAUUUAUUGAUACCGAAAGCCCAGAUGAUCAAGAGAUACUAGAGCACAAUGUAGAAAUAUUACAACUGAGAAUACUUGAUCAACUUAGACUUGUUGUAGCAAAUCAAAAGGCAAUAGUAUGGAUAUCAACAUCAAUGCCUAUUAUUUUUACACCGAAACAAACUGGUAUCAUUGUGAAUCACAGUCGAGUUGUUGUCAAAAUAGAUGCAUUUAAUUGUUUUCAUAAAACUGUCACAUAUCCUGCAAUUCUACCUAAAGAUACUGAUACAAAAUUUAAUAAUAUAGGCAUUAUUAAUAAUGCACUUUUAGAGCCUUAUUUAAAUGUAGCAAAACGGCUAGUUUUAAGAGCUUUGCCUAUAGAUAGUGAUGGUAAAAAGAACCUUAUACAUCCAUAUACAGUAUUUGUACAUGAAGAUUUAAUUGAUGUUAAAUAUAAGACUUUAACGGUUAUAUUAGCUACAAUGGAACAUAUUCCGUCUAUAUUGAAAGAUAAUACUGACGAAGACAGUGAUAAUUAUAGCAAAAUAGAUGGUAUCUGUGUGGAAAUAGUGCCUAUUGAUAAUGUCAUCUUUAGAAGUCUUUGUCACGAAUAUUAUAAUAUAAAUAUACCAACAGUACUUUUACCAAAAGCUUUAAAUGCUAUUAUAAAUAUAGAGAAUGGUACUAAAAUUAUAUUUAACGUAAUAGGUGAUAAAGUGGAUCAUCCUGUACAUGUAGAUAUUGUGACGUAUUCAGAUAAAAUCGAAACAGAAAUUGAUGUGAUUGAAAAGUUUAAGAAAUGUGUAGUAGAAAAUACGCAUUCGGGUAAAAAGUUUCUUAUAAACCAUAAUAUGGUGAAAGAGAACACUCAAGUUAGUUCUGGUUAUAUACAAUUUAAACUUAAACCGGAUAGUAUAAAAUAUACAAUGCUUAAUUCUGAGUCGUUUAGACAUUGCACUGUAGCGGCUAAAUGUCUUACAGAUUGUGAACUUUCUCUUCCAAAACCUGUUAUUUCUAAUCUAGAAUAUGAUUACAAAAAUUACUGUAGAAGUAUAAAAUCUGUACAAAGUCUAGUUGAGAAGGUAGUGCUGCAUUUACAAUUUGAAAUUCAUCGAGAAGCUAAUUUCAAAGGUGUGUCGGAGAUAAAGAGUAAUGUGCUUGUGACUGGUCUAAGUGGUACAGGUAAAUCAAGUCUAUGUCACAUAGUUCAGAAGGAGUUGACCGUGUGGUCAAAUAUACUGCACUGUCGAUCACUGAAAGGUCGGAAGGAUAUCCCGGAGGUGCUGGGCAAAGCUAUCCUGAUGUGUCAGGAGCACAGUCCUGCGGUACUUGUGUGUGAUGAUCUGGAUGCAUUAGUACCAGCUAAUGUAGAAGGUGCUUCACCCCAAGAUAUAGCAUAUUAUCAAAGACUAGCAGUGGUACUGAAGCACGUGCUGCAGACGUGCUCGGGCGUGUGCGUGCUGAUGACGUCACUCACCAUGAACUCCCUCCAUCCCAUAUUGCGUCAGUUCAACGGCAAGCCAUUGUUCACUGCACACUUUGAUAUACCUGAAUUAGAACAGGAGGAUAGGAUAGAAGUAUUCAAGCAUUUGAUAAAUGAUAAAAUACGUUCGUCAUUCGAAGUGGAGGAGGAUGACGUGAUCAAGAUGGCGAUGGAGACCGCCGGCUGCACUCUCAGAGAUCUCACAGACUAUCUCAACAAAAAAAUAUUCAAGGCUGUUAAGAAAAAAAAUGCUCAAUCUGAGGAUACAAAGCCGAGGUUGGUAGAAGACAUCACAAAGGACGAGGAGAAAGCGAAAGAGUUUGAUAUCUGGGGUCCAGUGGGGGGAAUGGCCGAGGUGAAGCAAGCGCUCACUGAAUGCAUAUUCUGGCCAAUGAUGUACCCCGCACUGUUCGCGUCUACGUCCACGUCCGCGUCGUGCGGCGUGCUGCUGUACGGGCCGCCGGGCGCGGGCAAGUCGCACGUGGGCUCGUGUCUGGCGCGUCUCGCUCACGUCACGCUGCUCACUGUGAAGGGUCCCGAGCUGCUCUCCAAAUAUAUAGGACAGAGCGAGAAAGCGGUCAGAGAUGUCUUUGAUAAAGCCGACAUGAAGCGGCCGUGCAUCCUGUUCUUCGAUGAAUUCGACAGCCUCGCGCCCAAACGCGGUCACGACUCCACGGGUGUAACGGACCGCGUGGUGAACCAGCUGCUGUCCCGCAUGGACGGGGCGGAGGGGGGCGCGCGCGGGCCCGUGCUGGCCGCCACCUCCCGCCCCGACCUGCUCGACCCCGCGCUGCUGCGUCCCGGCCGACUGCACAUACAUCUCUACUGCCCCCUGCCCACACUGCCAGAUCGUCACGAGAUCCUGUUGACGUUGGCCAAGGACGUGGUCCUACAUGAGGAGGUAGACCUGGCGUCGCUGGCUGCGCGCACGGAGGACUACUCCGCUGCGGACCUCAAGUCCUUGCUCAUCACCGCGCAGCUCACCAGGCUGGAGAAACAUCUUGUAAAUGAAGACGGCGGCAGUAUGGAGACGGUGGUAGUGCUGCAGGAGGACGUGGACUCCGCGCUGCAGGAGACCAAGCCCUCGCUCUCCAGGGAGCAGAGGCUGUUCUACGACACCAUUUACCGCAGGUUCCGUGGAGAGACGCUGUCCACUGAGCAGCGUCAGCUCUCGCAGCUGAUGCACAAACAGAGAGUCACAUUAGCCUAGUCUAUACAAACUAGACUAGACCUCACUCUGAUACACUUCAUUCUAAUUUCAAAAUUAACAAAUAUCACUAUUUGAUACAUUUUUAACUGUGUAAAGAUUUUUUCGAGGUUAUUUGACACAUUUUUUUACCAUUUGUUGGAAAACUAGCAAGAUGUUACUUGAAUUCGCCGAAAUAGCGAAUAAUCGAUGGUGACGGACAGAAAGAUAAUUUUCUACGCAUACCAAUCAAUUCCACUUCCCCUUCAUUACCAUUCCUUAUAAUAAAAUGAGGAAAAAACACUAAAAUUGUAUUUUUUCUCUGUUUAAUUUUUGAUAAUUUUGCUUACUGUGAAUAUUUUAAGGAAGGUUAUUAAUAUAUGACAGCUUAAAAUCACCAAAGACCAUAUUUGUUAAUGUUUAACAAAAUAAAUACAUCUUUUACUUUUUUUUUGUAUAAUUAUUAAAGGGUAUUAGUAUAUUUUAAAGUUAUUUAAGUGAAUUUAAGAUACUAAAGUGAAAGUUAAUAGAAAAUAUUUGUAUUUAACGAGGGAUGGGUUUGUAUAUUAUGGCGAGGGCACUGUCGCGCACUAUUUGAAGACAAUGCAUUAUAAUUUUUUUAAUAUUUUUACAAUACUUAUAAUAUGCUAAAGAGAUCAGAGACAGAUCAUCAGCUCACUAUAAGUCCUCACCGAGGGGCUCGGAGUCUACCCUAAGUUAAGGGUGAU